Molecule: messenger RNA, 1242 nt
Organism: Rotaria sp. Silwood2
Lineage: Eukaryota; Metazoa; Rotifera; Eurotatoria; Philodinida; Philodinidae
Source: the annotation of a GenBank genome assembly
AUGCUUGAUCGUGAUCGUGAUCGUGAUCGUGAUCGUGAUCGUGAUCGUGAUCGUGAUCGUGAUCAUGAUCGUGAUCGUGAUCGUGAUUUUAUGGUACUAUGUGGAACUAGCGCUGACAAUUGGUCAUUUGUUCGUCGACGACUCGAAUUAUUCAAUCGUGACGUUAAUGUUCAAGAAGAAAAUCAAUGGCUUCCAAACAGUGCCAAGAUCGGGCGUGGUUAUAAUCUAGCUAAAGGCGCACCCCCCACAACAGGAUCUUGUAUCAACAAACUGAUACCGGAAAACGUUGACGUAGAUUGUUUGCCCUCGACAGAUAUCUCAUCUAGCACGGAAAUUAUAAGUACAUUACGUCAACUUCAAGAAAGCACAAUGAAAGGGAUUGAUAUAACAACAGAGGUGUCUGGGGGUUUUGGUCCUUUUUCAACAUCUUUCUCUUAUACCCAUUCUGAACAAACACGGUCUAUGAUUGAUACUAUCAUCAAGGAGAAUUCUACUGUACUUUUUACUACAUUGAAAAUUUCUUGGGUGCGCCUCUCGCUCUUCGAACCAAAGAUUGAUUUAACUGAUAAUUUUCGUUUUGUAAUUCAACAUAUGCCUUGUUGCGACUACAAUGCAGCUGUGGAGGAAUAUGUUCGUAAGUACAUUAUCAACUAUUUUGGCUAUGCAUAUGUCCAUGAUUUAUUACUUGGUGGCAUUGCCCAACAACGUAUUGUAAUCAGUGAAGCUGGCCGUAGUAAGUUAGAAAAAAAUGGUUGGACGAUGUCCGAUGAAGCGAGUAUAAGUUUUUCAGCGGGACAGAUCUUUUCAGCAGCUCUCAAGAUAAAGACAACUGAUAAUUACGACAAGGCAAAGCUUGAUACUUUUAGUAAAUACUCCCAACAAAGCAGUGUUACCACUCUGGGUGGAGAUAUUUCGCUGCAAUCAUUCGAGGAGUGGUCCAAAACAAUAAAAACAAAUCCUAUUAUUGUAAAAUUUGGUGUUUCACUCAUAUUUGAUUUGCUAACCAGCUAUCGCUUUCCAACGGAUCCAAAAAUUGGUUUCAAAGCUCAGCUCAUUCGAACAGCGACAGAAAUGUAUUUGCUGAAUCCCCUAUAUUGUUUUAAUCAAUGUACAGAUGCAACUCAUGGUACAUGCAUUGACAGUGGCUAUUUCCAAUUUGGCACAUGCAAGUGCUACAAUGGAUGGACAGGACUCGACUGUAGCUCACAAAUUGAAGAAAAAGGUAUACUUGUAUACCAUUAA